Molecule: messenger RNA, 2493 nt
Organism: Bacillus rossius redtenbacheri
Lineage: Eukaryota; Metazoa; Arthropoda; Insecta; Phasmatodea; Bacillidae
Product: sphingomyelin phosphodiesterase 4
Exons: 13
Coding region: 90-2408 (772 amino acids)
Biological process (GO): sphingomyelin catabolic process; glycerophospholipid catabolic process; ceramide biosynthetic process
Molecular function (GO): sphingomyelin phosphodiesterase D activity
Source: RefSeq, a predicted model, not a curated record
GGUGGCCGGUAAAUAGUUUAUCAUUCGAAUGGCUUGAAACGAGUUUUAUCGUUGUUGCCUUUUUAUAUGUUGAGAUUUUAUCUCUGCUGAUGACUUCUCCCAGCGAAGGAAUUGAUGCCUGGCUGGCCGAGGCGGCUGGCCUGCCGCUGAGGCGACGCUGCGCCGAGGUGGGGCGACUCCUGGACGAGUGCCGGGAGCGGGACCUGGAGGCGCUGUUCCCCGCCGUGGUGGGCGACGUGUUCGGGGCGGGCGGCUCCCGCGACUGGGGGCUGCGCUCCACGCUCCGCAAGUACGCGCCGGCCGACUUCGACGCCCUGGUGGGCCUCCUGGGACCGCAGGGCCCCGUGUUCCGGGCCUGCUACCGCCUGCUCGCCAACUGCUACCUCAAGUACCAGUUCCCCCUGGCGUUCCUGCCCCCGAAAAUCAAGAAACUCAUUGAAGAUGGCUCGGUUCCCCCGUUCUACAUGGACAAGGUAUACGUCGACCAUCAGACCAGGAUGGUGGCAGCUCUCCAACUCAACCCGCUGGAGCUGUACCUGUUCCACUUCGCGCACCGCCUGGUGAACCCCUGGCUGCAGCGGCCGGACGAGGCGUGGCGGCAGGGCGACACGCCCUACGCCCGGCUCCUCGAGGAGUACCUGGGCCACCUGCUGCCGUGCGAGGGCCCCGUGCAGCCGUGCCCGCCCCGCGCCGUCGCCCCGCUCCACGUCUCCCCCGCCAGGCCGGCUUCGCCCCCCAGCCUGCUGCGGGCGUCCCUGCUGCUGAGCCAGGCGUCUCCGGCCGGCGCGCGCCGCCCCACCUCCCCCAUCUCCGCGCACCCGGCCGCCGGCCGCACCGAGAUCUGGCGCAGCGAGACCGCCGUGCAGGUGUUCAUGGACUACUGGCUGGGCUGCGACGCCGGGGACUCCCCGCCGGCCCUCAGGGGCUCGCUGCCGUGCUUGGAGCACGUACGCAUCGUGCGGCACUUGAUCAAGUACCUCCAUUAUUUCGCCAACAGUGCCUCCGACGAGGUGACUGCCCUGAACGAGCUGAAGAGGAUCAUCCUGCCGUCCUGCCAGGGCAGGAUCUACUCGUUCCUGCGCUGCACGAUCCAGCAGUGGCCGCUCGACUCCUCCUUCCGCCUGAUCCUGGAGACCUGGCUGAGCUUCGUCCAGCCGUGGCGCUACCCCCCGCCGCCGCAUCGCGCGGCGGACGACGACGACGGGCCGGGCGCCGUCGACGCACGCUGGCUGGGCUUCGUCGCGCAGAACCUGCUGGCCUACACGGCCGUGUUCCGGCAGCUGCUGCCACGCUUCUCGCGCGUCGACCUGGCCAUGCCCAAGAACGCCUACAUGCUGUACCGUGUCACCAAGGUGUUCUCCCAGCCGGGGCUGAGCCCCAUGGUGGCGGAGGUGGAGCGGGCGCUGGAGGGCCAGGGACACAAGUGGUCGGCCGUGGUGCGCCAGCAGGCCCUGGAGCUCGAGGGACCCGCCUUCGUCUACGAGCCCUUGUUCUCCGCCAAGAUGGCAGCGCAGGUGUGCCAGUUCGUGGCGAAGGUGCAGGAGGCCCAGCGGACGGCCCAGCGCCUGGCGCGGGCGCGCGAGGCGGAGGCCCUGCGGCGGCCGAGCGGCCUCUCCGCCUGGCUCCGCGAGCUGCUGCUCGGCCGGCCAGACUCGGACGAGUACUCCGUCGAGGACCGCAGGAAGGUGCUCACCUACCUGGACCUGUCCCGCCACCACCUGCUCGCCAUGUUCCAGCUAGAUGCGUCGCAGGUUCCAGACUUCGGGGACGCAAGCCCGCUAGGUUCUCCAGGUUGUGAUGAGAUCUUCCGCACGCCGGACACGAGCGCGCGAUGGUCGCCGGACGGCAGCGGCCAGCGCCGCGCCAGCCCGCGCAUCUCGCCGCCGCGCGCCCGCCAGACGCCGGCGUGCCUCGGCUACGAGGGCGACCCAGACCUGCAGCCAAUCAGGAGCUUCGAGAUCGCCUUCCUGGUGCGCUUCCUGUACCAGGUCUGCUCCAAGAUAAACGAAAUGUACGGCGUGGAGAUAUUCAACGUGUACCACCGCGGGGAUGUGUGGGGCCGCAUAGCACGCCAGUUCCUCCAGCCGCCCCUGCGCAUCCGCGUGUACGACAAGAGCGCGUCGCACUGCGGCUCGCCGCUCGUGGAGGAGGUGCUGCCCCCGCGGCUCAGCCUGCGGUCGCUCGCGAACCGCUGGACCGCCGCGCGGCUCGCCGGGUUCCUGCUGGCGGCGUGGUGGGCGCUGGGGUGGGGGCCAUUCACGUCCGCGGUCCUCCUGCUGGCAGCCUGCCUGGCCUGGGCGUCCGCCCGGGCGCUGCUGGCGCCGCUGUUCGCGAGCGAGCCGGCCCCUCGCCCCCGGGCGCCGCUGCCGGACGACAGCUUCGACGAGCGGGCCUUCCUGUCCUCCUGACUCCCGCCCUCGGGAGACUCUCGGCGAGACUGCCGACGCACCGCGUGUUUUUAACUCAAAUUUCAAUUAAACGUUUCCACAAUUG